GACCCGCGUGCCCCUCCGGAUCGCGUUGCUGUGUUCAAGAUAUUAACACCCGUUGUCUCGAGGGAAACGCUACUUGUUAUUUUUUGGGACCUCCAGUCGGCGGCACCGGCACCGUUAUACGCAAAAUGUCUUAUUACGACAUCGACGCAAUUCUUACCGAUGCAGAGAAAAUCCCGUGCACUUUCCAAGUCGAUAUCCCCGAUCUGGGCUAUCUCGAUAAUACCCCCACGCAGCCGCUCAAGGCGGGCACCAAAGUCAACCUACCACUCUGGCUGGCCGAAAUGCUCGCCAUCGCCAACACGGGGGACGUUGACGGCAAGUCAUUCGUUGCUUUCGACCUGCCGCGCGCAAUGGGAAACGAUGUCGUUCAGGCGCUCAAGGCGGAUCCUCGCGCCGUGCCUUUGCGCGACCAAAGCGCACACUUUUACGGACUCGCGACACACAUGAUGGAGCUGUCUGAGGAGCAAGAAUUGGCCGCCUCCCUCCGCAAGACCUUUGUUACACGGGCGUCCGAGGUCGCCUUGCACGCCCGUAAGGUUGGAGGCGUCGGGCAAAAGGGGAAAACCGAUGAGGGGAGCAAUCUCGGUGUUGGCGGCGCCGGCGAGGAGUUCCUCCGCGGGCUGGACGAGUGGGAGAGACAAUUGUUCCGCAAGGCACAUGACGGCGCGAAAUCCGGGAAAGAAUGGAUGGACGGUGUCAGGAAACACUAAGUUGUGUCGACACUAUUGUGCAGCUCGCCCACGGUCUCAACGCUCUGGGACUGGGGGAGAGAGGCGCGACUAUCCGCGCUCGUAAUCUUGCUCGACC
Messenger RNA from Chaetomium fimeti, 807 nucleotides. RefSeq lists its product as uncharacterized. Lineage: Eukaryota; Fungi; Ascomycota; Sordariomycetes; Sordariales; Chaetomiaceae. Gene Ontology annotation, biological process: mitotic DNA replication initiation. The record is from RefSeq and is a predicted model, not a curated record. The transcript is spliced from 2 exons. Gene Ontology annotation, cellular component: GINS complex. Bases 126 to 710 code for a protein of 194 amino acids.